Eriocheir sinensis (Chinese mitten crab) is the source of this 4821-nucleotide messenger RNA. RefSeq names its product solute carrier family 35 member B1 homolog (gene meigo). Gene Ontology annotation, molecular function: UDP-galactose transmembrane transporter activity; UDP-glucose transmembrane transporter activity. NCBI's taxonomy places the organism in Eukaryota, Metazoa, Arthropoda, Malacostraca, Decapoda, Varunidae. The transcript is spliced from 9 exons. Gene Ontology annotation, cellular component: Golgi membrane; endoplasmic reticulum membrane. Gene Ontology annotation, biological process: UDP-galactose transmembrane transport. The coding region runs from base 133 to 1113 and encodes 326 amino acids. The record is from RefSeq and is a predicted model, not a curated record.
AUAAGGCAUUGGAUCCCCCGUCAAGCAUGUUUAUAGUGGCGGGGUUCAGGCGCCUAUAGGUCAGACAGGUGACAGCGGCGGGCGGUCUGGAGCGGCACUGCACACCUGGCUGGCACACCUGACGCUCGAGCCAUGGCGGAGCAGACGCUUUUUCAGAGGAUGAAGUUCUUUAUCUACGCGGGAGGGAUCUUCUUCCUCUACUUCUACUACGGCAUCCUGCAGGAGUCCAUAACUCGUACUCGAUAUGGGGAAGAUAAAGAGAAAUUCACAUAUUCCCUGGCACUCGUAUUUUUCCAGUGUAUUGUAAAUGCGAUAUAUGCUAAAAUCAUGGGAAUGUUCGUUCUGGCGCAGGGUGAGGACACCACUCGUCGGCUGUACUACGCCUCGUGCGCCCUCACCUACCUACUGGCCAUGGUGUCCUCCAACAUGGCCCUCCAGUGGGUCAACUACCCCACACAGGUGGUGGGCAAGUCUUGCAAACCAAUUCCUGUGAUGGUGUUGGGGGUAUUGCUGGGUCGCAAGUCCUACUCGUGGAGGAAGUACGUCUUUGUGCUCAUGAUUGUUCUAGGAGUUGCACUCUUCAUCUAUAAGGACUCCAAAGCUGAAGCUUCAUCAGCUGGGGAUGGUCUGGGGCUUGGUGAGGUACUUCUGGUGUUGUCCCUCACCAUGGAUGGCUUGACAGGUGCUGUGCAGGAGCGCAUGAUUGCUGAGUCCAAGACCAAGUCUGGACACAUGAUGCUCAACAUGAACCUCUUCUCCAUUGGCUACCUGGCCAUUGCUCUUCUGCUCACUGGGGAAAUAUUCACCUUCAUUGGGUUUGUCCAGCGCUUCCCGGAGGUGCUCACAAAGAUGCUGAUUUUCAGCAUAUGUAGCGCACUGGGCCAGUUCUUUAUUUUUUUGAUGGUGAGUGAUUUUGGGCCUCUGCCGUGCUCUGUUGUCACCACCACCCGCAAGUUUUUCACUGUCCUCGGCUCAGUUAUCCUCUUUGGCAACAGACUAUCUGACAGACAGUGGUUGGGGACUGCAUUUGUUUUCUCAGGCCUCACGUUAGACGCAGUGUAUGGCAAGACUCCCAAGAAGGCGGUGGAGGAGGGAAAGGCGAGUAAAGAAUGAAAUAGUACUGCCGUCAAGAUUUACUAAGAUGCUCGAGGAGCGUGAGGGAAUGGAGGUAACAGGUCUGAGGAGGAGGUUGUGCUGGUGUGCCUGUCUGCAAUUAUUUUGAACUAAUGGAAGAUGUGUGCCAGUGCAUGUGUCUGAGAUUAGUUGAAAAUAUUUGCUGAUGUAUGAUUGUGGAUGCAUUUGAAAUUUAUGAAAUAUAUAAGCUCUCCAUGAAACAGUGUGCUCUUAUUGUCUUGAGAAAAGGUCAAUUCAGUAUUUUAUCAAUUAAAUUAGUUGCAUAAUAUGUAUUUUACACAGAAAAAAUGCAGUCUUGAAUAAAAUAUAACUUGCAAAGAAAUCAAGUCUUUUCAAGGUCUGAAAAUGGGAAUUGAAAAGUGUAACAAUAGUCAUGAGAUGCCUAUUUUUAUGAGACCCUGCUUUAUAGAUACUGGUGCUACUAAAUGAAGAUAUUUAUUUUGUAUUUUUUGUACUACAUCCCAUUGUGUGUGUGCCAUGAAGCCCAUGUCUCGCUGAAGGUUUGGCCUGUGGUGGCUUGGGAGGCCAUGUAGCACUUUUUUCCAAUCAUUUCUGAUCACUUGUGGAGCAAAGGUGAAAUCUACUGCUGCUUAAUGGAAGGUUUAUGAAUGCUUUUCAAAGCUAUUUUAUACGAGCGUCACUUGAACAAAGUAAAUUGAAAAAUUACAAGAGCAGUGCUUAUUGUUGCACUAAUUGUUGUCUUUGAUUUUUUGUUUGUCUUAUGUGGCACCUUCAACUAAUGGAUCAGUCCUUUGUGUGUCUAUGCCUUGAUACACGUGAGUUGUUAAGUGUUAAGUGUUUGGUUUAUGUAAAGUCAGCAAGGAUUCAGGAAUUUGUAGGCUUAGGUCUGUUUAGGAGAAAAGUGUAGAGAAAAGAUUGAAGUGAGUCAUGCAUGAUUUGAAAACUAAUUUUACUUUAUGAAAGAUUGAGGAGUAUGCUUGGGGUGGUUUGUGAGUGUCCUGUUGCUCCUCAGCAUCUUGAGGUAAUUGAUGGGUGGUGUUUGGUGGUGAGUGGUGCGUUGAUGGGUGAUGAAGCGGCAGGGGGAAACUGGGAUAUGCCCAAGGCCCUGUUGUGGAGAAGGACCUCUUGGCAUCACUCACAGCAUCCGUGGGAAGAACACAGGAGGGUGUGGGGAAUAUUAUUCAUAUUUAUCUUGUGUUCAUUUCAUAAUGAAAACAUUUAUCACCCAUCAUUAUCAUUGUCCUUAUCCCAGUCAUCCUCAUAGUCACUGUCAUCUAAACAUCCCCUUUUUCAUUCAACAUGUGGAAUGGUAGCUUCAAAUGUUUGUUGUAGAUACUCCCAAAACAAAAAAUUCCCUUAUGUAAGCAAGAUUGCCAAACUGACUGAACAAGAGACAUCACAAGCUUAUGCAGGUGAACAGUCAAAGUACAUGUUCUCCUUUUCUCCCUGCCAAGUAGUGAGGCUGCAGGUUGAGGCCUCCUGACCCCCCCACCCAUAGCAGAUGGGACGAGCAGAGGCUAGGAGUGAUAUGCUAGGGCCAGAGGAAUGCUUUGUACAGCCUGAACUGUUUGCCAUGUAAGUUCUUCCAUCCUGCACAUGUUUAGUUCUCUUGUUACUCCUCUUGAUUGGUAGCUUUUUGUUUUAUUUUUCAUCGGAGUUUCUGCUUGGUUUCUUUUUCUUUGAAUAUUUGUGAUUUUUUUUGUUUAUUUGUAGUUUGAAACAUCUGUAGUUUUAUUGUGUAUUUGUUUAUUUAUUUGUGUUUUGAGACAUUCAUAGUUUUGUUGUUUAUUUUUGUUUAUUUAUUUGUAUUUUGACACAUUUGUAGUUUUUUUGUUUCUUCUCAUUUUCUUUUGAAACACAUGUUUGUUAAGUUUUAGUAGUUAAACUUGCUCUCUGUUGAUAAUAGACUUUAUUUUUAGUCCUGUUAAUUUUGUAUUCUGUAUAUUAGGCAAAGAUUGAAAGCAUUUAUGUUAUGUUAUAGUCUGACACAAAUAUGAAGUCAAUUUGGGUGGGGCCCAAACCUCUCCACAGAGGCACUGCAUCACCCCCAAUACAUCACUCUCUCCCUCCUGUCACCUGUGUGCUAUUUGAAAUUCUGCAUCUAAUAAUCUGUAUGCAUUAAAAAAGAUUUGAAAGCUCUACGGGCAGGGAAUUCCCAGAGUGGUCCCUGCCCAAACUGACUUCAUAGUUGAGUUGGACCAUAGUAGAGUUUGAUUCUCUUCUCGUCACUUAUAACCAUAUGUAUGAAAUAAUUUGAAAUGUUAUGGUGCCUAUUAUGUCAGUGAUAUACCAUUAUUUUAGUUUCCUCUGUGUAUCCUGUCCUUACUCCCUCACCCUUAUUUUUCAAUUCAUGUCUAGAGAACAUUAAAAUCCAUAUCCGCUUCUUUAUUAUUAUCAAGCCGGUUGUCCCAUGGGUAAUAGUCCAGGGCAUAGUUAGCAGGGCUGGGCAAGUACUGUUACUUGUACUACUGGUACUCCCUUGACGAUCUUGGUACUGAUACCAAAUGUCUUGUCUAUACCACUAAGCACUAAGCGAGUAAACACUGAUGCAUUGGGGCAUUGAAAAAGCAGGACUUGGGGGGGUAGAACACCCCAUGGUGCCAGGCUGAGGGAUGAAUAUUGCCGCAUUGUGAGGCUGGCAUUGCCAGCUUGAAAGGUGCUCUAUCUUGUUUCUUAGUUAUUAUAUUCAUUAUUUAUUUGUUAUAAUCUUUAACAUUUUGGUUGACAGUGGUGCACAUUCACACUGCCUGAUGGCUAAUAUUGAACCUAGAGAAAGGCUACACCUGUUUAGUCAUGACUGUCAUUGACCUUGACCUUGCUCCUCUCUGCAUUGAUAAGACAACAUGAUGAUCUUGCUAAGUGAGUCCUGUGUAGUUAACACAGAGGUUUUAGGCUCCAACAGCUACCUAUACUGAGCCAAUGAGGCCAUGUCACACUGUGAGCCCAGCUGUUAGCUUGUCAUGCUGGUACUACUGCUACUAGAGUCUUUCAAGUACUGGUAUGCUCAGUACUGAAAUCAACAAAACCCGACUAGCCUUAACAGUUAGACUGAAGAGUCAUAAAGAAACAUUCAGCAUUGCUAAGUUAAAGUGUUCUAUUUUAUUUGUCUUUGCAUAUGAAAGUAAAUAACUGCCUUAAAACUCAUUUGUUGAGUCUGGGUUCUACUGUGAGAAGUGCAUUGUUAGGGAACUGAUACCCAGGAAUAAUAUAGUCUGCUUGUUAUUUUUGCAUCAUUGUUUAGCAAGUUAUUUCCUUAUCUCACAUGCUAGAGGUCUUGUUCAUUUUAUACUUUUAAAUGCCCAGUACAGUGCAGUGAUAAACAUGCACUUUUCAUACGAGGCACACAUCAUCUUGACUUUAUUUCAUUACUUGUAAAGUUAUUUUCUCUGUGAUUCCUUUAUACAAACAAUAUUCACUAUUGUGUUUCAAAUGUAACUCAUUACAAAUGAGCACCUGCUCUUGAGUAAGGUUAUAGUUUUUGUUAUAAGAUAACUUCUACACACUGGCAGCAGUAGGUUUAAAUUAAUGGUGCCUGGUAAACCUAAUGAUCAGUUUUGGCAUAUCAAUUAGAUGGCCUUGUAGUUUGUUGGUAAAUCACACCAGAAGAUGUGAAGAGGUUAAAAGAUUAAAGUACACUGAUGAAAUGCUGGUGAUUGCACUUGUGGUGCAGGUGUUUCAUGGAAAAUGUUUAUAUUUUUAUGUUGAAGUAAAUAUUCCUUAAUAAAA